AGCUGACACACGGUUUCAGCAACAUCUACCGCGGAGGGAUGGAGGGAAGGAUGGAGGGAUGGAGGCCGUGCGCCGUUUCCCCGCUCCCGCCGAGGCCGCGCCGUGCGGCGAGGACGCGCGCCGCUUCCCCCGGGCCGUCUUCCCAGAGCUACUGUGUCAUCUAAAGGGCGGCUAUGGACCCCGAGGCGGAGAUAAAGAAGCAGGUGAACCCUUUCUACUGUAAUAUUUGCAAAAUCUGGUGUGCUUCCGCAUUAAACUUGCAGACUCACUUCCUCGGAUUCAAGCACAAGAAGGUUGAAGAAGCCCUGAAGGCUCACGGCAUUGUUAAAACUGUGAGUGGCACAGGGGACCGAGUGAAAGCACCUGUAAAGCUUCCUGAUUAUGUGCAGACUAAACCAGAAAGGUAUCAUGGACAGACCUUGGAAGAACAGCUUAAUACAUGUAAAGAUUCAGAACCUGCACUUGGACUUAAUUAUAUAAUUGAAUAUCGAUCAAAAGACAAUAUUCCUUUUCUCUAUGAGUGUCAACUGUGCCACUGUAAAACAGGACUGAGCAACAUGUUCAUGCAUGUUUGUGGCUCCAAGCACAGACUGGCAUAUCUGAAACAACAUUAUCCUGAGAUAGCAGAAUCGGAUGAAGUUAAGGGUAAAGGCUCUGAACUGAACAGAAAAGUUAGGCAAGUUGCAUUAACAAUUGAGAAGAAAGAAGGAAGAAAACAAUUAAAGGUUGUUGUAGAAGCUCCGAUAAUCAGGAAGAGAUGGCAAGAAUAUCCUAAUGCAGAUGAUAGCCCUUCAAAAGCUAAAGUUCAGCAUGUGGAUACGUCACUUAGUAAUGAAGAAGGAACAGACUGUAAAAAUAAGGAUGGAAAAUUGCCAGAUCUGAUUCAAGAAGAAAAGAACGUUCAGGAGGAGCAGGAAAACUGUCAGAAAGACCAGGCAAUACCAGAUGAGAAGGUUGAAACUAACAAGGCUGUUGAAAGCACCAAAGGCAAUCACCCUGAAGAAGGCAGCAAAGGCAACAGUUCUGAAAAAUGUGAGACCAAUAUACAACUGCAGGAAGAAAACGAGGAAGUCAAGCAAGCAUCUGCGGCAACUGCUGAAGAGUUCACUAGUCAGGAAGAGCUCUUGAGUUACCUGCAAAGUUUUGAGAUACUGAAUGAAGAUGAUGCUGCUUUUAUCCUAAAAGUCACACAGACUCUCACAGAGGCAUUGGUGGAAUAUCGUCAGCAAGCUGCAUCAAAAAAAGACCUCUUAGAUAAUGAACGUAAUGGAGAAGAAGCAUUGGAAUGUUCUACACAACAAUCUGAGCUGACUUCUGCAGAUAUUAGUGAUUCUGAUACUGACUAUUCAAGCAGCCGUUCAGCUAAAAAGUCCUUAUCAAUAAAUGAGGAAGAUGAACUGCAAAACUUUUCAACUGGCUCUUUGGACACAGCAUAUGAGAACAAUGUCACCACUGAAUUUUUGAACAGCGUAAGAAAUAUGGAUGUUGAGGAAGUUACUGCUACUCUACAUAAAAUAGCGGCCACAAAUCCGGCUUUCAGAGGAAUGGAUAUUCCAAAUGUUGUAAAGAUCCUGACUGAAAGUGGGACUCUGAGAAGACCAAGCAAUGGCAGCACACAGUGACAUGGUAGUUAACAGAGUUACUAUUGCAAUAUUUACUUUCUGUAAGUUUGAAAUCACUCUUUUGCUUAAUUUGAACUCAAUGUAGCGAUUUUGUGGUAUCCAAAUACUGCAUGAUGUUCUUUUAAUUAAUAAUUCGGUUUUGAGAUUCUUAUUAAUUUCUACUAUUGCUGAAAUGUUUGUGGAAAAGUUAAAUUUCAUGUUCUUUCCUUUUCCAUUGACCUGUAUUCUUAAAAUGGGUAGCUGUUAUUUUCCUAAAUAUUUUUACAUACUGUAUAUUAGCAGUCUGAUCUCUUCUUUUUGAUUCUUAUGGCUCUUUGUAAGAGUUAAUCACAGAAUUGUAGGGGUUGGAAGGGACCUCUGGAGAUGAUCUAGUCUAACCCCCUACUAAAGCAAGUUACCUACAGUAGGUGCACAGGAAGUCAUGCAGGCGGGUCUUGCAUAUCUCCAGAGAAAAAGACUCUGGAGAUACAACCUCUCCAGUGUUCUGUCACCCUCAAAGAAGUUUUUUUUUCCUUAUGUUUUUAUGGAACUCCCCCUGUUCCAAUCUGUGCCCGCUGCCCCUUGUUCUGUUUCUGGGCACCACUGAAAAAAGCCUGGCCCCACCCACUUGACUCCUGUCCUUUGGGUAUUUUUAAGUGUUGAUAAGCUCCCCCCUUUUCUCCAGGGUAAACAGUCCCAGGUCUCUCAGCCUUUCCCAUAAGGGGAAUGCUCCAGGUCCUCAUUAUCCUUGUGUCCCUCCACUGGACUCUCUCCACAAGUUCCCUGUCUUUCUUGAACCAGAGAGCCUGGAACUGGAUGCAGUACCCAAGAUGUGGCUUGACCAGGGUAGAGCAGAGAGGGAGGAGAACCUCCCUUGAUUGGCUGACCAUGCUCCUUUUCAUUCACCUCAGGAUACUUUUGGCCUUCUUGGCCACAAGGGCACACUGCUGGCUCAUGGCCAGCCUGCUGUCCACCAGGACACCCAGGUCCUUCUCUGCAGAGCUCCUCUCUUAGGUCAGCCCCUAACCUACGUUGAUGUGUAUGGUUAUUCCUCCUCAGGUGUAGGACUCUGCACUUGCCCUUGCUGAAUCUCACCAGGGUCUUCUCUGCCCAACUCUUCAGCCUGUCCAGGUCUUGCUGACUGAAAGCACAGCUUUCUGGUCAGCCACUCCUCCCAGCUUUGUAUAAUCAGUGAUCUUGCUGAGGGUGCAUUCUAUCCCUUCAACCAGGUUAUUGAUGAGGAUGUUGAGCAAGGCUGGACCCCGUAAUGACUCUUGGGGAACACCGCUAGCUACAGGCCUCCAACUAGACACUACACCACUGAUCACAAGCCUCUGAGCUCUGCCAGUCAGCCGGUUCUCAAUCCACCUUGCUGUCCACUCAUCUAUCCCACACUUCCUAAGCUUGCCUAUGAGAAUGUUGUGGGAGACAGUGUCAAAAGCCUUGCUGAAGUCAAAGUAUGCAACAUCCACCGCUCUCCCCUAUCUACCUAGCUGUUCAUGACAUCACAGAAGGGUACCAGAUUGGUCAAGCAUGAUUUCCCCUUGGUGAAUCCAUGUUGACUAGUAAUAACCUUCUCUUCCACUACAGCAGUCAGCAGUACAAAUGCAUCCUACAGCAAACAGUCAAAUUAUCCCCUGUGGCUGCAGAGCCGUACUGAAAGGCUACUGAAAUAAGAGAUAUCCUCCCAAAUAAAGACUAUGAAUUGGUCUCCUGUUUUUCAAUAAAGAUUAAAAAUUAUAACAAGUCAGUGCCGUCCAUCCAGUUCUGAGUUAAGUGCAUGAAUUAUAGGUAACUUUGGGAGUGUAGUUAACAGUUAGCAAACUCAACUGAGGUUGACUUGCUUGCAAUUCUGGGAUAUAUCCCAAGAGAUGUAACCAGACUAUGCUUCAGAAACGCUGAUGUGGUAGUGAGAGAAUGUUUUAUCUUCUCUUAUUUUACCACUAUAAGCACGAUCUGAAAGCUGGCUUAUACUGUCCUUCAAUUCAUGCUCUUUUAAAGUGACCUUUUUUUUUUUUACCUGUAGUAAUAGUGUUUUUGACUAUAUAUAGACAGGGAUUCCAUAUGUUAGCUGCUAUUAAUUUUGUAGGAUGAUAAAAAAAAUGUUUUGGAUGGUUACAGACAUGUUUGGGGAAGAGAAUUAAAAAUUAAAUUGUGUGGUUCAAAUUUACUUCCUGAGUAGAAUUUGAUGCUUCUAAUUAAAGCUCUUCAGCAUUGCAGUCAAAAGCUGGUAUAAUGUAGACAUGGUGGAGCCAGAUUGCAAACAAACUUUUUAAUGUUAGCUUGCUUUUUUUGGAGAUCUGUAUGAAAUUGAGAGUCCUCAUCUUUGUGUUUUCACAUCUUCACAUCCUGGAAUGCAAGAUGCCAUGAAAAAUAAGGUAACAAACAAAGCAGCAGUUAAGGAGUAUGGUUAGUUAUGAAUGAAAACAGUUCAAUGACAGUUAAAGAAGUUAAAAGACAAAACAAUUACUGCUUUAAAGUAAUAAUGAAGAAUCUCUAGAAUGGCUUUAAAUAAGUUCUCAUCAGAAACAGAGGUGGAACCGUAGCUGUUACAGCUUGUUUUCACUAUAAUAGGGACAGUAUUCAUGUCUUCUUAACGAAGAUGUGCUUGAUCAAUAAAAACAUCUUAGAGUUGACGUGGGAUACAGAUAUGUUCCUGAAGUAUCUCCAAUAAUAGCAACUUUAUGUUUUUGUUUUCAUAGUGCAGAACAUUCUUUUAAUUAAAAUAAUCCUAUUCAGCUGUUGUAAAUGGCCAUCUCUGGAACAGCUUCUUUUUUCGCUUGCUGUGAAAUCCUUCCUAAUGGAAAUAAAACUAAGGGGAAAUUACUUGGAUUUAAGUUUUUUUUUUUCCUCAGGUCCAUUAAGCACAUGCUGAAAAUGGAAAGACUUAUGAAUCUAAAGCACACUGGUAUAGAAUGGUUUGAAUGAUAUGCUGCAGAGUGCCAGUGUGCUUCCCGAAGACAAAAUAGUGAAUGAAAAAAAUGACAAAAUGCUUCUGGAAAUGUUUUUGGAAAGAAUGUCUAACAUAGCAUAUUGACUUGUCUCCCUUUAAAGCUUUCUUUUCUGAUGCAAAUAGAGGCUCUAAAAGAGCUGGAUUAUUUUGUUUGUUCUUUUAUCUGCCUGUGUUUCGUGAUGGCUUGGUAUAUUCUCACACUAAUAGAAAACUGUAUGCCCAUUCCAAAACAGUUUUUAAGGAUAACAUCUAACUUGUGCCAGAAUUGUGUUGUUUAAAAGAGAAGAAAAAAAAAAGGCACUAUCUCUAUUAAUGAUACUUAAGGAAUGUUACUGACUGUAUAUGAUGUUAUACAUUGAUUGUUACAGUACCAUUGAGACACAAGAAAAAAUUAUACCAAGCAGGAAUUGAUUUUUCUUUUAGCUUUGUGUUACUUCACCAUAUUUUACUAAGACACCAGAGAGCUUUGGGAAAUUGUCUUUAACAAAAUUGCAGAACUUGAACAUCUCUUAGAAGGCAUAAAGUGGAAAAGAGAAGGGUAUUCACAGGUGAAUUGACAGGGAAUGGAAAGUUUUGACUGUGCAACAGAAGACUUACUGUCUGGUGUAGGUUAUGAUGAUCUCUGCUAUAAAGUUCUGGAAACAUUCUGCUCUUAUAGAAUCAUAAAGGAUGGAAAAGAAGUUCAGCCACCAACCCCUGCCCACUAAACCAUGACACUCAGUGCCACAUCUGCACCUCUCUUGAGCACCUCUGGGAAUGGUGGCUUUACCUCCUCCCUGGGCAGCCUGUUCCAAUGCAUUAUCACUCUUUCUGAGAAUAAAUGUUGCCUAAUAUCCAACCUGAACCUCCCCUGGCACAAUGUAAAGCCGAUAUGUCUCAUUCUAUUGCUAGUUUCCUCUUGUUUUGCUUCCUGUUUCUUCUAGGACUAUGGUAUGUCUUUCUCAGUGAAGAAUUGGUUAUCCCUUGUGAACUUGAUCUAGGUAUCGAUGUACAAAAUGCAUAUAGUAUGCCUGAAGGUAUGGUACUAUAUGUGAAACCUGAAAUGCUAAUACUGACUGCAUUGCCUUCACUGAAAUUAUUCUUAAGUCUUUUAAGUGUUUCUCUACUUUGUAAAUGCAAAUACUGUUUGUUUGUUUUGGUGGGAGGAAAUGUUAUUACCAAAGUUCAUUUUAGAAACAUAAUUAAAAAUAUUCUCAUGGA
This is a messenger RNA of Numida meleagris (helmeted guineafowl), 5754 nucleotides long. RefSeq lists its product as uncharacterized. The transcript has 17 exons. Gene Ontology annotation, molecular function: zinc ion binding; single-stranded RNA binding; double-stranded RNA binding. The record is from RefSeq and is a predicted model, not a curated record. Bases 174 to 1622 code for a protein of 482 amino acids. Gene Ontology annotation, cellular component: precatalytic spliceosome. Lineage: Eukaryota; Metazoa; Chordata; Aves; Galliformes; Numididae.